CACCAUACUGCCGAGGUUCAUUUCAUGGGUAUUUGGAAAGGCUGGCUGAGGGAGUGAGUGAGCGAAAGGUGGAGAGUGCUAGGCUUUAAGGUUCACAUUCUUUUUAGGCUGGCGGCUGACCUAAGCGUGCACCCCCCGACGAGAACGAUUUCGACCGUGCGGAGGCUAAUGAAAGCGACUGGAAUGAGAGAAAAAUAAAGUGAGAGCUGAUUUAGGAGUAAAGGAACGACAAGCAGAGGCACCGCGGUGGUAGACACCAGCCAGACAACCGUUAGCUACCGACGGAGAGAGAGAGAAAAGGAAAAAAUUAAAAGGGGGACGGUUUGACAUUUGUGUAAAGCGCACAGAGUAACCAAGUUGUGGAAACCUUAGUACACCGGGUAUGGCAGACGCAGACGUCGACUUCCAGACAGGCGAUGCCGGGGCAUCCGCCACCUUCCCCCAGCAGUGCUCGGCCCUGCGCAAGAACGGCUUCGUGGUGCUGAAGGGACGACCCUGCAAGAUCGUGGAGAUGUCCACCUCCAAGACCGGAAAACAUGGCCACGCUAAGGUCCACAUGGUUGGUAUUGACAUCUUCAACGGCAAGAAGUAUGAGGAUAUCUGUCCCUCCACCCACAACAUGGACGUCCCCAACAUCAAGAGACUGGACUACCAGUUGAUUGGGAUCACGGAUGGUUACCUGUCUCUGCUCCAGGACAGUGGUGAGGUGAGAGAGGACCUGAAGAUGCCAGAGGGAGACAUGGGCAAAGAGAUCGAAACCAAGUACGACGCUGGAGAGGAAAUUCUGAUCACUGUUCUGUCUGCAAUGAAUGAGGAGGCUGCAGUUGCCAUCAAGGCCAUGGCUAAAUAAGACACUACAGGGGUUAACAAGAUGCACUGGAUCUGAAAAAGGAGGGAAUACGGCCAUGUCAAUGCUAUUCUCUCUUUCUUUUUUAAAUUUUUCGUUAACUCUCCCUCUGUACUUUCUCACCCUUCUCUGGGUAAAAUUGGAAACAAAUUUCAAUAAAUAAUUGGAAAUUGCAAACAGUCAAAACAUUCUCUCUAUAUAUACACACACAGCAUACAAGUCAGCACCAGUACACACACACAGACAGCAUACAAGUCAGCACCAGUACACACACAGCAUACAAGUCAGCACCAGUACACACACAGCAUACAAGUCAGCACCAGUAAGUACACACACACGGCUUACAAGUCAGCACCAGUACACACACACACACAGCAUACAAGUCAGCACCAGUACACACACAGCAUACCAGUCAGCACCAGUACACACACAGCAUACAAGUCAGCACCAGUACAGACUAAUGGAGAAAGAAGUGCUCUCACAGACAUGCCGCCUGUAAGGGCGUAGCUAGCUACUGCACCUACAGUCAGGGGAGGGCCGGUGGAAAUGUCUCAAAUGUCUUUUUUGUAAAUUCUCUCCUGAUUGAUCAAGGGCUUCUUCAACUCUAGAUUUAUGAUGAGUGAUGCUGUUCUGUUUAGGAGCGCUGUGCUCGUAAUGUUGCAAUAGAAAUAUAGAACUGGCACCAUUUUCAAUGUAACAAUGGAGACUUGUCAGGUCUAUACAUUACUAUCUGAUUUUCAGUGAUCCGCCCUUCUGAAUGAGCCCCAUAUGUCCUAUUCAAUAUUGUGUGUAUCGUAUAUCACCUAAACUUGUCUGUUAAAAGAUGCCAGGAUCAGACCUUUCAGAGUAGGAGUUGAACAAGCGUCACACAGAAGCAUUUGGGAGAAAGGAAACUCGCAUGCCAAUUCCAGUGUUGCACAAGUAUCUGAUUGAGACCACGUACAGGACCUUUCAGCAAAGAACUUAGGAACCACAAUCGGUCCCUUGUCUUCCAUUUCCCUCGACACCUUGGCAAAGACCCUUAGAGGCUGCCAACAGAGCAGGUAGCUAGCAAGUAGACACACUGAGUCACCUAUAGGGAGAGGCACCAAGUAGUUGACCCAUUAUUACUUUGUACAAACUCAUGAGAAAGUUAUGGCAUGUUUUUUGCUUUAUUGUAUUCACAAAGAAGUCCAAACUGUGCAGAACGUCUCUCACCCCAAACAAAAUUAAAGACAAAUUGUUAAA
Molecule: messenger RNA, 2074 nt
Organism: Salvelinus fontinalis (brook trout)
Lineage: Eukaryota; Metazoa; Chordata; Actinopteri; Salmoniformes; Salmonidae
Product: eukaryotic translation initiation factor 5A-1
Exons: 6
Coding region: 383-850 (155 amino acids)
Biological process (GO): positive regulation of translational elongation; positive regulation of translational termination
Molecular function (GO): ribosome binding; translation elongation factor activity; RNA binding
Source: RefSeq, a predicted model, not a curated record